AUGUCGAAUGAAACCAUCGGUCAAGUCGUAACUUCGUCAUCUUCGACUUCAGAUUGUGAAGCUGUGUAUAGUGGUAGAAUUCAGGGUCUUCGGCGUCUUUGGAAAGAGAAAUUUAAUCGUGCUCAUCUUCAUUUUGCUGACAGGGCCCACAAGAUCGAAUCCAUGACAGGGAAGAUUCGCAAAGAAGCUGAAAUGAGAUGGCUCGAUGAAAUCCUAUCUCAACUGGAUUACUCUGUAUGAUCUCAAAAAUUUGCCAGUCGCCAAAGUAACAUAGAAAUCUUAGACAUGCUGCAACCGUCAGUAAUUCACUAGUAAAGAGUAUGAAGAGGCUGGUGGAGACAAGAUAUAUACGUUACUUCGUUGGCUCAGUUGAUGUCGUUUUAACUAAUGCUUAUGUAUUGGAACAGUUUUGGCAAGAACAAGCUGCUGAGGGAGAUAACGAAAUUUGCGGCCACUUGAAGAAUUUAGUGAGUCCGCUUUUUCUAUCAACCUUUAAAUAUUUCUACUUGCCGACGUAUUUAGUCAGUCCGCAUUCACGAGUGAAGCUGCACAGUCUGAUCGGGCUAUAUCCAUUAUGGGAUGACAAAGCCAAUGUGGAUAAAUUUAUUGGAAACAUAACAAAAAUGAAUGAAAUGCCCGUUCUGGAAAAUCCCUUGAACAGACGGCUGCGUUUACAAUACCCGAGUAUCGAAGAAGGGAAUUUUACGUCAAAUUUUAGCAAACCCGAUCAGCAAGUUAAUUUUUUACAACAUGAUAUUCAAUUUCAACCUCGGGUACGAAAUCGUCCACAACCGUUGACACCAGAUAACAUCAACAGAAUAACUGAACAUACAGUAGAUUGA
Paramuricea clavata is the source of this 842-nucleotide messenger RNA. The record is from the annotation of a GenBank genome assembly. NCBI's taxonomy places the organism in Eukaryota, Metazoa, Cnidaria, Anthozoa, Malacalcyonacea, Plexauridae.